Molecule: messenger RNA, 1867 nt
Organism: Sphaeroforma arctica JP610
Lineage: Eukaryota; Ichthyosporea; Ichthyophonida
Exons: 4
Coding region: 328-708 (126 amino acids)
Biological process (GO): iron-sulfur cluster assembly
Cellular component (GO): mitochondrion; cytoplasm
Molecular function (GO): 2 iron, 2 sulfur cluster binding
Source: RefSeq, a predicted model, not a curated record
AUACGCACCACUGCAAUGUACGCGAGAGUAAUAUUAAAAUACCAAAUAGGCACUAUUCAACAUCCAAAGAUUAACAGAUCAGAUACAUAUAACACAAGCAACCGUACAGAAGGUAUCCACGGUAGUAACGACUCUUGCAGAGCCAAGAUCGUACUUCGAGGUCAAUUCUUACCCUGUCUUUUACUUGUUCGAAACUUGGAGAGUUAAGUUCAGCUUUACAGUAUACACCAACUAUCGUUCUUCUAGCCGAAGGAGAAGAACAGAAUUUUAGCGCAUCGAUCGCAUUACCAAACACGUCAAAUUUCUACUCAGGAUCAAUUGGCAAACAUGGCUGCUUUAGGAGGUGCCGUCAGGACAGUCGUGGGCCGCAAACUCAGACCGUCUAAAUCCGUUAUGUCUAUCACACCGACCGCAGUGAACCACAUUAAGGACAUGCUCAAGGGCCAGGAUGCUGCAGCAAUCAAGAUUGGAACUCUGCGCAAAGGUUGUAAUGGCAUGUCAUACACGAUGAGCUAUGCGAAAGAGAAAGCAAAGUUUGAUGAAGAGGUUGUGGUGGAUGACGCGCGUGUGUAUAUCGACAGUAAGGCGCUUAUGUCCAUUAUUGGGUCGGAAAUGGAUUACGUGGAUGAGAAAUUGAGCUCAGGGUUUGUAUUCAACAACCCGAAUGUGAAGCACAUGUGUGCUUGUGGCGAGAGCUUCACCGUGUAGUUGAACGAAUGUGGAGCAAAGGUACGAUAGUAGUAUGAACGACGCUGCCACCAGGUCUUUGUGGGUCAGGGUAUAUUUUACGAACACAAAUCUUUGUCUGUCCCUUUUCUAUCUGGUAUGCGCUGUUGGUGUCAGCAAGGAUAGCGAACACACAAAUCCCAAUUCUUACCAUACGAGGGUUGAGGUACACAACUGUUCAGUACCUUGGUAUCGCGGAAUCCGUUGUACCUCUAUUUGAUAUGAGCGGCAGAUAGCCAGACAUAUUUUGAUUUAUUUUAAACUGGUUUGGAGGUUUGUGCUCAGAGACCAAACGACAUCGAUUCUCCUGUAAUACAAUUGAAGCCGCACGAUAGUCCCGUUAUAUAGAGGUCUGGCAGUGAGACAUGCCGAGAAGCCUGCUAGUUGACGCAUUCUGGUCAAUCGUUUCAGUUAAUCUGCGGAAUCUUCGAUUGUCAGAUUCUAGGUGAACCUGUCGCGAACCUUGGAAGUGUCGACUGGCAUUUCACGUUGUUAGUUAACGUGUGACCUAUACCAUGUCGGAUAGCAGAUUUCCAAGCGUGCUUGAAGCUGCGUUUGUGGUACGAGUCCUCACUCGUUUAGUCGGUAGGUGUGGCAACCGCCCUCAACCCUAUCUCGUGCAUUAAAUUUUGCGCAUAUUUUAAACUAUGCGUAUUGAACAUCAUCCUGUUAGCAUAAUGAAAAUUAAAAACUUUCAGCUGUUUUGACAAUAUAUUUGAUUUUGAGAGUCCAUUGAGAAUUAUCGUUAGGUUCUAUAAUCCUGUACGCCGAUCAGAACAUAAGACUAUGGUAGAUAUGUGAUUUGUUUGAAGCAGCCUUGGAGAGCGAUACCGAAUAUCAAUAGAGACCACGGGUAGUAGAAAGCUAGAAUACACAUGCUGUCUCCGGACUCCAAGUUCGAAUCUCGUUCCAUAGCCUUCUACUAAAAAGAUACUCGUUCAGGAAUUGAAAAAAUUCUCACUCACCCGACCAGAGUGAACUGGCCACCUCGAAUAUCCGAGCGGCCCCGAAAACCGAAGAUCGGAUGGAAGCGGAUCGUACCGGCCAGAGAUUACCAACCCAAUUGGAUAUAAAACUACCUGACUCACGCUACUAGUCAAUAAUCAAGCGUUCCCAUUAGUUAAUAAACUGUCAUCUUGAA